AAGGAGCCUCGCCUUUAUUGUUUUUCCGCUCUCCACCCUUCUUUCUCCCCUGACCCCAAAAGCAAUUUGUCGCAAUCUCUCAAUCCUCAAUGGCCGAUCAGAAUAGCAACAACACUUCAAUAAUGGAAUCGAAGCCUUUACACCCACUUCACCAAAUCGCAGAAACCCCAACUCACAAGUUACUACUUAAGCAAUGGCUUAAAGAAGAAGAACUCAUCCUCAAUAGAAUCGCCGCCAAAGAAACCCAAAUCGAUUCGGUCCGCAACGAAAUCACCCAGCUCUACUGCAUCUUUUUUCUCUUCCACUCCAUUUCACUUAUGCUUUUAUUUAGUGCCUCCUCGAAAUGGGCUUCUAAAAGUGGGCUCUGCCACCGUUCUUGGAUCCCAUCUCUGUGUUCUCUGCUCUGUUCUCUGGGUAUCAUUUGGGCUGUUCGGUACAAGACGGAUACGGAGAGUCACUUAGAGAAACUGUUGGAGAGAGAGAAAGAGGACGGGAAACUAUUGGCGAGGUGUGUGGAGGAAUUGAAGAGAAAAGGGGUGGAGUUUGAUUUGUUGAAAGAGGUUGAUGCUCUUAGGAGGGCUAAGAGUUUGAGGGUUGAAACUAAGGUUGUUAAAAAAUGGUCUGCUAGAGACUUUGUGUCUCUAUUUUUCUUCUCUGUUUCUUGCCUCGUACUCGCCGUAACUAGGUUCAUUUUGUGUGGUUGAAACUCACAGGGUGACGAGAAUACUAGAUUGGCUGCUGCAUCUUCUCUUUUAUGCUCUACAACAUUUGUACCCUUCUUUUUUGUGAAGUUGUAAACUGAAAAGUAUGAAGCUUUUGGCUUCUAAUCAUGUAGUAGUAGAAGAAAAUUGAUUAAUAGGAGGUGAAGGGAAGUUGCAGAAUAUACUGUUCUGCUUUUGGUUAUUUUGGUGACUAUUCUUUUUGUAUCUUUGCAGUUAACAGAAUCUUAUUUGGCAAUAAAUGUUUUUAACAUU
Nicotiana tabacum (common tobacco) is the source of this 974-nucleotide messenger RNA. RefSeq lists its product as uncharacterized. Lineage: Eukaryota; Viridiplantae; Streptophyta; Magnoliopsida; Solanales; Solanaceae. The record is from RefSeq and is a predicted model, not a curated record.